UGACAAAACCCCGGUCUUAAUUCUCAAACAGAGCAGCAGAUACAGUAGCUCACUCUUUGCCUCUGAACUGAAAAAACAUGGCUCUCCUCCAGGCACGGACAUCCCCCCAUAUCCAUACCUAUUGCUUUAGCUUCAAAACCCAUAGCCACUCUCCGGUGCUCUUAUCCUUCCAACCCCCACCACCUGUUUCUCUCACCUCCGUGAAAACCCAUCACCAAAACUCACUCUUUUCUAAGAACACGCCGUCUUCACUCUCAACAACGCCAAGAAAGGUGCUUUGCAGACCCCCUCAUGGUAAACAUGUCAGAGAAGACUAUCUUGUGGAAAAGAUGUCAGCUCAGGAGGUUCAAGAACUGGUAAAAGGAGACAGAAAGGUACCCCUUGUUGUUGAUUUCUUUGCAACAUGGUGUGGACCCUGUAUAUUGAUGGCUCAAGAACUUGAAAUGCUUGCUGUGGAGUAUGAGAGCAACGUAAAAGUUAUUAAGGUUGAUACGGAUGAUGAGUAUGAAUUUGCACGUGACAUGCAGGUACGAGGAUUGCCGACAUUGCUCUUUAUAAGUCCAGACCCAAGUAAAGAUGCCAUCCGGACUGAAGGGCUCAUUCCAUUACAGAUGAUGAGGGAUAUCAUUGACAGCGAAUUGUGAAGGAGUCUCAGAAAGAUUUGCUUGCAUUGCAUAUAUUUGGGGGCUAUGGUUUUGUUUGGUGAUGUACAAGCUUCCCAUUACUAUUUGAGAUUUGCUAUGUCCUAGUGUACUAACUGAAAUACUAUUUGGAAGUCAACAAUUUUGUAGCCGUGUGAUUGUGAUUGUGAUUGUAAUUGUAGACACAUUUAAAUAUGAGGAUGUGUGUCCAGUGAAGAGCUUUCGUAGAUGUGAA
Messenger RNA from Rosa chinensis, 876 nucleotides. Its product is annotated as thioredoxin-like protein CITRX, chloroplastic. Gene Ontology annotation, cellular component: thylakoid. The transcript has 4 exons. NCBI's taxonomy places the organism in Eukaryota, Viridiplantae, Streptophyta, Magnoliopsida, Rosales, Rosaceae. Gene Ontology annotation, molecular function: protein-disulfide reductase activity. Gene Ontology annotation, biological process: cell redox homeostasis; plastid organization. The coding region runs from base 78 to 644 and encodes 188 amino acids. The record is from RefSeq and is a predicted model, not a curated record.